UUUGUGUUUUUGCUAAAGUGACUGCUGCCAUGUAUAUACGCUGCCUCAAAGCUGGACAAAGUACAUGUUGUAGAUUUUGUGUAUAUAGUUUAAUUAUAUGCUGACAUUUAAAUAAUGUGUCCCAUGCUAUAAAACGAUCUGUUUGAAAAAGUUGUAGUAAUUUAUUCCAGCCGCGGGUUCUUUGUGUUAUGCUGUAAAAACGCUUCUUUGUUUGUAUAGUAAAAACGUUCAUAAGUAGUUGCUUUGUCUGAAAUGCUUAGUAAACAUUUAGGGUUGAGUCCUAGUUGUAUAUCCAAAAGCUGUGCCUGAGGGGAUGAGCGAGAGAAGAUUAACUACAUUCAUUUGGUUUCUAAAUGUGGUUACUUUUUUAUGUGUUCUGUUUUGCUUAGUUGGUUCAAUUUGUUGUAAGUUACUGGUUGGGGUUAAAAUGGAUACUGCCUGUACUCUCAUUUAUUAUAUAUAAUGUGUGUGUUAUUUCCCCCCUCUAAAGCAAGACCAAGGUGUUUAUCAUGAUAAAGUCAGAAACAUGAUUGCAGAGAAUCGGUAUCGUUUACUGGUAAAUAUCAACGAUCUUCGAAGAAAAAAUGAUAAGCGGGCAAACUUGUUGCUGAAUGAUGCUUUUGGUGAGCAAUUAGCUUUUCAAAGAGCUUUAAAAGAUUUUGUUGCCUCCAUCGAUGGUACAUACGCCAAGCAGUUUGAAGAGUUCUAUGUUGGGUUUGAAGGAAGUUUUGGAGGGAAGCAUGUUUCACCGCGUACACUGACUGCACGCUUCCUUGGAAACUUGGUCUGUGUGGAAGGAAUUGUAACCAAAUGUUCUCUAGUGAGACCCAAGGUUACUCGGAGUGUACACUAUUGCCCUACUACUAAAAAGACAAUUGAAAGAAGGUACACUGAUCUCACAUCUCUCGAUGCCUUUCCUUCAAGUGCGGUCUAUCCAACAAAGGAUGAAGAAAAUAACCCAUUGGAAACAGAGUUUGGGCUUUGCACAUACAAAGACCAUCAAACUUUAACUCUCCAGGAGAUGCCAGAGAAGGCUCCUGCUGGGCAGCUGCCCCGUUCCGUGGAUAUAAUUGCUGAUGAUGACCUGGUUGACAAAGUCAAGCCUGGCGACAGAGUUCAGGUGAUAGGAAUCUAUCGCUGUCUGCCCGCCAAACAUGGCGGGUUUACUUCUGGCACAUUCAGGACCAUCCUCCUGUCCAGCUAUAUUAAACUUAUGAGCAAGGAAAUCACACCAACAUUUUCAGCAGAUGAUGUGAGCAAGAUCAAGAAGUUUUGUAAAGCUCAUUCCAAAGAUAUUGUUCGCUAUUUGAGCAAGUCCCUGGCACCAAGUAUCCAUGGCCACGAGUACAUUAAGAAAGCUAUUCUGUGUCUCUUGCUUGGAGGGAAUGAAAAGGUUCUGGAAAAUGGGACACGUAUAAGAGGAGAUAUAAAUGUGUUGUUAAUAGGGGACCCCUCGGUGGCAAAGUCCCAGUUGCUGCGCUAUGUGUUGCACACGGCUCCACGAGCAAUUCCUACCACUGGUAGGGGAUCAUCAGGGGUAGGUUUGACAGCAGCUGUGACAACAGAUCAGGAAACAGGAGAACGAAGGCUCGAAGCUGGGGCAAUGGUGUUGGCUGACAGAGGUGUGGUGUGCAUAGAUGAAUUUGACAAGAUGUCUGAUAUGGAUAGAACAGCUAUCCAUGAGGUAAUGGAACAGGGCCGCGUGACAAUAGCCAAAGCAGGGAUCCAGGCUCAACUGAAUGCUCGCUGCAGUGUACUGGCAGCUGCGAAUCCAGUCUAUGGAAGGUAUGAUCAAUAUAAAACUCCAAUGGAGAACAUUGGUUUACAGGACUCGCUGCUGUCGAGAUUUGACUUGUUGUUCAUAGUCUUGGACCAGAUGGACCCAGACAUUGAUAGAGAUAUUUCUGACCAUGUUCUGCGCAUGCACAGAUACAGAGCACCGGGAGAACAAGAUGGGACUGCCAUGCCUAUGGGAUGUUCAGUGGAUGUGUUUGCCACUGAUGAUCCAAAUAUCACAGAGGCAGCAGAACAAGAGCUUCAGAUUUAUGAAAAGCAUGACAACCUUCUUCAUGGACAAAAAAGGAAAAAAGAGAGAAUUGUGAGCAUGGAGUUCAUACGCAAAUACAUACAUGUUGCAAAGCUGGUGAAACCUGUCCUUACUCGGGAGGCUGCUGAUUACAUAGCUGAGGAGUAUUCAAAACUACGGAGCCACGAGGAAGUAACAUCGGAAACUGCCAGAACCAUGCCUGUUACUGCUAGGGCAUUAGAGACUAUGAUCCGAUUAUCAACAGCCCAUGCAAAAGCCAGAAUGAGCAAAACUAUUGAGCUACAAGAUUCUGAGGCUGCGCUGGAACUGGUCCAGUUUGCUUACUUUAAAAAGAUUUUAGAAAAAGAGAAAAGGAAGAAGGUUGCUAAUGAUGAUGUAACUCAGAGUCAAGAAAUUCCUAGCCAGGAAAGCAAAAGAAAAAGUUCUCGGCUCCUAAACAAAGAUAUGGAUGUAACCGGUGCUGGUGAUGAAGAUCCGUAUGAUUUCAGUGGUGACGAAAUGGAGACUACCACUUCCAGUCAGAAACGUAAACCUUCAAAAAAAGUUUCUGUGGAUCAAGGAAGCACACAGAAGAAAAAGGCUGAAGUAGGGCGGGACAGAUUGAAAGUGUUUAAGGCUGCUCUACUGAAAGCUUUCAAAGGCACCCGUACCCAAUCCAUUUCAAUUCCAGAGUUGGUUGUUUUUAUCAAUAAGGGGGCCAGCGACUCUUUUGAAGUGGAUGAAGUGCAGCAAGCCUUAAAUCAAAUGCAAGAUGACAACCAAGUCAUGGUGUCGGAAGAUGUGGUUUUCCUGAUUUAAGUAUUAGAUUUUGUAAUUUUGCUUGUUACAAAUGCUAAGUACUUUUGCAUUGAAUGUGUGAAUUUAAAUCCUGUAUCAAUUAAAUAUAUUUAUACAUAAAAUAAAAUGUAAUACCUUUUUGAGCAUAUAACAUUUCAGUGUUCUGGUUUGAUUUAAUGGUUCACAUUGUAGCUUUCCGUUUCUCCACCAAGGGGCGCAAGAAAGCAGAGAAAUACGUUAAGCAAGGGUAUGGAGGAAACUACCCAACUAGCAGGCUCUGACAGACAUGCAAGAUAUUUUACUAUGAAGUUUCAUCUGGGGAUUUGAGGAGGGAUUUGUGGAAUUUAAAAUAUGUAUUAAUUGUAGAUUUGGC
Polyodon spathula (Mississippi paddlefish) is the source of this 3197-nucleotide messenger RNA. RefSeq names its product MCM3 minichromosome maintenance deficient 3 (S. cerevisiae), like (gene mcm3l). NCBI's taxonomy places the organism in Eukaryota, Metazoa, Chordata, Actinopteri, Acipenseriformes, Polyodontidae. Gene Ontology annotation, cellular component: MCM complex; nucleus. The transcript has 16 exons. Bases 527 to 2845 code for a protein of 772 amino acids. Gene Ontology annotation, biological process: mitotic DNA replication initiation; double-strand break repair via break-induced replication; DNA replication. The record is from RefSeq and is a predicted model, not a curated record. Gene Ontology annotation, molecular function: single-stranded DNA helicase activity; ATP binding; single-stranded DNA binding.